AUGAACGCCGCUGCAGAUGAGACCUCGUCCAGAGAGCCUCAAGAUGCAGCCGCCAGCAUGAGCAGCAGAGAGGCCUGUCUUCCCCUGGGAUCAGGUGAGCGUGAAGGAAACGGUGCGGGUGAUGGCAGUGAGACCGAGAGCCCUAAUCCAAAAGAUGUUUGGGUUCAUGUCUAUCACUGCGACCCAUACACCGGGUUUCUGAACAGGAUGCUGCUGAAGAACUCUGAAAUAGGCAUCUAUCACGCGGGGAUCGAAGUCUACGGCGAGGAGUGGUCGUUUCAGUACUUUGAAGACACAUGGAAUGACCCAACGAUUUCUGGCAUCAUUCGAUGUGCCCCGAAGCAGAUGAGCGGCUAUGAGUAUCAAGAGUCGCUGAAUCUUGGACCCACCUCAUUGAGCGAGGUGGAGGUCGACGACCUUCUCGAGACUUUGUGCGAUGAAUAUUCGGCCGGCAUCAAUACAGAAGACCUCGAUGCGGCAGAGUAUGCGUAUGACAAGUACUUCAGCAUGUAUGCGCUGGCAGAGUCACCGCGCUCUUCGAGAAACCGACUGUCCUUCAGCGAGGGCAAUCUGCUGGUUCCCACGUCGAGCAUCGCAGGCUGCUGA
Molecule: messenger RNA, 606 nt
Organism: Symbiodinium sp. CCMP2592
Lineage: Eukaryota; Dinophyceae; Suessiales; Symbiodiniaceae
Source: the annotation of a GenBank genome assembly